Molecule: messenger RNA, 1002 nt
Organism: Ustilaginoidea virens
Lineage: Eukaryota; Fungi; Ascomycota; Sordariomycetes; Hypocreales; Clavicipitaceae
Exons: 2
Coding region: 1-1002 (333 amino acids)
Biological process (GO): mitochondrial L-ornithine transmembrane transport
Molecular function (GO): L-ornithine transmembrane transporter activity
Source: RefSeq, a predicted model, not a curated record
AUGGACCACGCCCAAAUCAAUGUCCAACCCUCCUCGGCUAUGCCCUCGGAGCUUGUCCUUCGCGGCAGCUCGGCGCUCGUUGAAGCAUUCGAGGGCAUCGCAUACGGAUCCAUUGCGGGCAUCAUUGGCAAAUACAUCGAAUACCCCUUCGACACCGUCAAAGUCCGGUUGCAGAGCCAGCCAGACCACCUCCCACUUCGCUACACGGGCCCCCUCGACUGCUUCAGGCAAUCCUUCAGAGCCGACGGAUUCUCCGGCCUUUACCGAGGCAUUAGCGCUCCGCUGGUCGGAGCGGCCGCCGAAACCAGCAGCCUCUUUGUAUUCGAAAAGGUCGGACGGGAAGCCCUCUUCAGUACCGGUUUUUCUUCUCGAGAAAAGGGCCUGUCCGUGCCGGCUCUUUGGGCCACUGGCGCGUUUUCUGGCGUUUGCACCUCGUUCGUCUUGACGCCAAUUGAGCUGGUCAAGUGCAAGGUCCAAGUGCCAGCCCACGUGGAAGGCCACGCAGCUCCUCCUGUGCGCCCUCUCGCCGUCGUGCGACAUGUCUUUCGCCACGAGGGCCUGCGCGGAUUCUGGCGCGGCCAGAUGGGAACCCUCGUCAGAGAAGGUGGCGGGAGUGCCGCCUGGUUUGGUGCCAAAGAGACGGUGACAUCCUUGUUUUACGGCAUCAGAGAACGGUCAGCCAAGUCUCGCUCAGAGGCUCAGACGGCCAUGGCCCAGCCGCUGCCGCUUUGGCAGCAAGCAGUGGCUGGCGCCUCGGCUGGCGUUUCGUACAACUUCCUCUUCUUUCCCGCCGACACCAUCAAAUCCCGCAUGCAAACAGUUGCUGUGGGCACGCUGGCCCGGAAGAGCGGCUUUUUGCAAGAAGGUAUUAUGAUAUGGCGACAGCAUGGUGUUCGUGGCCUGUAUCGCGGUUGCGGAAUCACCUGCAUGCGGUCUGCGCCGAGCUCCGCCUUCAUCUUCAUGAUUUACGAUGGCCUGAAGCGAAAUUUCCCCAUGCAAUAG